AUGGGGAACUCCCAGGGAGCAGCCCAGCUCGGGAAGUGUGGGUAUCGAGUACUAGGGGUGCAGCCGAACUCUCCAGCCUCUAAGGUUGGACUCGUCAGCUUCUUCGACUUCAUCGUAGCGGCAGACGGGGUCCUGCUGGAAGUUCUCGACAACACGUUCAUCGAGAUGAUCAAGGCCUCCGUGGACAAGCCGUUACCCCUCACCGUUUACAACUACAAGUCCAUGACGACAAGAGACGUUACCAUAACGCCCUCGAGUUCCUGGGGGGGGCAGGGGAUGCUUGGAGUGACGAUUCGCUUCGACACGUACCACAACGCCGACGACAAUCUGGUGAGAGUGCUGGAGGUGGUGCCCGGGUCGCCGUCGCAUAUUGCGGGGCUCCAGCCGGAGCACGACUACCUCCUGGGCACGGCGGAGAGAGUCUUCAAGGACCCGGACAUCUUGUUCGAGGAGGUCACCGCCCACCUCGACCAGCCCAUGUCCUUCUACGUCUACAACACCAAGACCGAUGAGGUCCGAGUGGCGGUAGUCCUGCCGACGAACGUUUGGGGCGGCGAGGGAUGCCUGGGGGCGGAGGUUGGACACGGGUAUUUGCACAGGCUACCCCAAUCCUGCCGGAGCUCUACGGCAACCAGCGUUAUCAAGGGCAUGUGCAUUCUCGCGGCGGAUGCGACGGGUGGGGGCGGGAAACAGUUGUCUUACACUGCAGCUUCUCGAAAAAAGCAAGACCCCAACGGUGGCGUAGCGCCGGACGGGUUUACAACAGCAGUAACGGGAACAGAUGGGGGCCCAGCAGAGCAAGGGGGUGCAGGGGUAGGGGUGCCCCCGGGGGGGGCUUUGGGAGGCGCGGGGAACGUGAUUGAUGUUGACUUGUCUGGGUGAAAAAGGGUGCGUCGACUUACCCCAUUGAGGCAAACAACCGACGAGUGAGGUCGUGGCGUGGCCGCACGAGAAGCCACAGCGUGUGUAUGUGUUCUGUUUGUUUGCGUGUAGCAUGUGUGGCGUUUUCUGCUACUCAAUGGGGCGGUGUACGAUUUGGUUGAGUGGAGCGAGGGCGAAGGGUUUGCGUAUGGUCAUGCAGCCAUGCAUGCUGACGAGCCCCCGUCCGUAGUGUCAUGUUUUGUAUUUGUAGGGGUUCGGUCAACAGCCAGCUCGAGCAGCAAUCCCGAGAAUUGCUCUCAACAGUGCGGCGGGGCCGGAGCCAACGUGAUGCCGGGGUCCCGGAGGACUGAGCCGUUAUUGUUUCUUGGGGAUGAGGGUGGUGGGUAGCCUUGUGUGUUUUUUUGUUGACCCCCAUCUCGCCCUAAAGCCUUUUUUUGUGUUUUCAGGUCGCGCGCUUCUCUUCACUUCCCUUGCGCUUCUCGAAUGGCUGUGCGACCUCUGGCUUUCAUAGGUUCCCAUCUUGUUUUCUCUCUCCGUGGCGUUUUUCUCCAGGCAUGGAAUCGACGAUGGUCUUUUGGUUGGACGUGGUCCUCGAGGAUGGCGACGUUUUUUUGUCCUUUCAGAAACUAAUCAAUUUUCCUCCA
This is a messenger RNA of Ectocarpus siliculosus, 1526 nucleotides long. NCBI's taxonomy places the organism in Eukaryota, Phaeophyceae, Ectocarpales, Ectocarpaceae. The record is from the annotation of a GenBank genome assembly.